CUAAGUCUCCAGCCACAGAGGGAGUCACUGCACUGGCGCCUGAGUAGCUAAGAAGUCAAGAUGGCUCAGGUCCCUGACCUCUUUGAAGACCUGAAGAGCUGCUACAGUGAAAAUGAAGAAUACAGUUCCGAAAUUGACCAACUCUCUCUGAAUCAGAAAUCCUUCUAUGAUGCAAGCUACGACCCAUUUCCCAAGAACUGCAUGGGCCAAUUCCUAUCUCUGAGUACCUCUGAGACCUCUAAGACAUCCCAGCUUACCUACAAGGAGAGUGUGGUGGUGGUGGCGGCCAAUGGGAAGAUUCUGAAGAAGAGACGGUUGAGUUUCAAUCAGUUCAUUACCGAUGAUGACCUGGAAACCAUUGCCAAUGAUCCAGAAGAAGAAAUCCUCCAGCCCACGUCAGUACCUUACAGCUUCCAGGGCAACGUGAAGUACCCCUUCAUGAGGGUCAUCAAAAGGCAUUUCAUCCUGAAUGACAACCUCCACCAAAGCAUCAUUCGAGACACAUCAGGCCGCUUCCUCAUGGCCGCCACGUUAAAUAAUAUGGACCAAGCAGUGAGAUUUGACAUGGGUGCUUAUAAAUCAGAUGACCUUAAACGUCCUGUAACUCUGAGAAUCUCAGACACGCGACUGUUUCUGAGUGCGCAAAAUGAAGGCGAACCCGUAUUGCUAAAGGAGUUGCCUGAGACACCCAAAAUCAUCACAGAUGAGACCAACCUCCUCUUCUUCUGGGAAUCUCAGGGCAGUAAGGACUACUUCGAGUCAGUUGCCCAUCCAAAGCUGUUUAUUGCCACAAAGCAAGAAUACCAGGUGCACAUGGCAAGUGGGCAUCCCUCUAUCAUUGACUUGCAGAUACUGGAAAACUACGCUUAACUCUGAAGUCUACUUACUUGUGAAAUGCUGACAGCCCAUAUGUACCGUGUACAUGAAGAAGUCAAAUCCUUUGCUCUUAGUCACUUGCUGAGCAUGUGCUAAGCCUUCGUAAUUCUAAAUGAAUGUUUACUCUCUUUGCAAGAGAGGGAAUAAGGUCUAGUGAACCAACACUAAUAUAUGAUAUUGCUUUUUAUUUAAGGAACACCCUAUACUAUGCAAAGUACCAAUCAUUUUAACUAUUAUUAUUCAUCACAAUCUUGGGAUGAAUAAUAAUAAUAAUUAUUAUUAGACAGGUAGAGUCUUUUUGGUAGUCAAAAAGACUCUACCUGUAUUACAUACAGGUUAACUAAGGCACAAGAAAACUAAGAAAGGCCCACAAUGGCAGUUGGAAUGAGAAGCCGUAGACCCAGGAUUUCAUUCCAUCUGCUUGCCUCCUGCUAUUAAGUUGCUGAUGGAUACUUAAUCAAAUACCAAAAGUUUCUGGGACUUCAUUUUGAUCAUCUUCAAAAUGGAGGGAAUGUCCUUUCUGCCUCAACAGUAUUUUAUGACAAUCAAUGAGAUCAUUUCAGUAAAAUGCUUCUUGAAGCUGAGCCUUAAGAAUAAAGCAAAGCAUGGAA
This is a messenger RNA of Myotis lucifugus (little brown bat), 1487 nucleotides long. It is a transcript of the gene IL1A, whose product is annotated as interleukin 1 alpha. Gene Ontology annotation, cellular component: extracellular region. Gene Ontology annotation, molecular function: interleukin-1 receptor binding; cytokine activity. The record is from RefSeq and is a predicted model, not a curated record. The transcript has 7 exons. NCBI's taxonomy places the organism in Eukaryota, Metazoa, Chordata, Mammalia, Chiroptera, Vespertilionidae. Gene Ontology annotation, biological process: regulation of nitric-oxide synthase activity; inflammatory response; positive regulation of gene expression. Bases 61 to 870 code for a protein of 269 amino acids.